AAGGGAAUAUAGAAUACUUUAUAUUCUAAUGUGUAAUUCUAACUAGUCUGGAAGAGAAUGUGUAUUGGAGUAUAGAGGUAUUGGCCCCACCGGGGGGUAUUUGGAGACACCUCUCAAGGAAGAAAGGAACUGCGGGGAGCCACUAUAAACAUUGAAUGCAGGAAUGUGAGCCGACACCUACAGGCGACACCUGGAACAGAGGUCUGGAGCCAGAUCAGAUGAUCCGCAGAACAACGAUGACGUCGGAUUACGGACCAAUCAGAAGACAGCGAUUCCAUACUGGCCUGUUUGAAACAUUGUAUAAAAUCUGGGGUAGAGUCAGAUAGUUUUUGUUCGACUACUUUAUCUGCUCAGGAUAAGAUAAGGAUAGUUACGAACCCAGAGCUCUGCAAAUGUAUAGACUCCUCUGUCAGGAAUAAAUUGGUUGGUUUUGAUACAUUGUUGUGAACGAAGUUCUUUCACGAAAACGAACACGCUUGGAACCACGGAAGUUAAGGUGAUUUUAAAACACAGGUUCCUUUAAAUGGUGAGCCCGACGUGAUCCUGAAAGGACAUUAGUUAAAAAGACAGAGGAGCGGGCAGGAAUUCAGUUGGACUGCGAAUCUCCCCGGUGCACCGAAAUAAAAAAGGUGAGCGGAAGCCUGUUUGAUUAUAUCACGAAUUCUGCACAUUGGAAAUGGCGAAAUUUGGGAGACUUGUGGUACAGUUGUUUUGUUGUCAAUAGUUAAUAAGACGUGUUGUUAAAAUUGCAUAAUUAAAAGUCAGGGUAACGGAGGACCUGACGUCAGGGUAACAAGGUACCUGACAGACCAGGAUCAGAGAAAAUCCUGGAAGUAGGGUAACAAGGUACCUACUUGUCCCGUCGUAGACUGACUUGAAAUCGGACGCGGUUUCAAAUUGUAACGUUUCGGUAGACGUUGGGGAUUUUGGGACCCCCAAAAACCGAUUUAGAACAAGAUGAGUGUGCCACCAAAACUCGGGGUUGUGAAUUGGACAGUCGAGUGUCGAGGUAAUGAAUGUUAUAUGUGUUGGAUUUGUGGAUUGAAAGAGAAAGGCAGAAAAAGAAACAAACAGGAUUAAGAAGUGUGUGGGCAAAGUGGAAAAAAAGGAAUGUAAAUUGUUUCACGUAACAGAGAGGUUAUUCUGAAAGGGAAACAAAGAGGAAGGAAAAGUUGGAUGCUGCAGGGUGGAGAGAGAAAAGAGACUUGAAUAAGAAAAUAGAAGAGAAUGAAAAAUUGAGUAGAAAAAUGUAUGAGAUUUGUCUGGUGUGCCCUGCCAUGGCAGCUGUUCAGCGAAAAAAAAAAAAAAAAAAGAGCGACAAAUUCCCCCGCUAAAUACAAUUUACGGACCUUUCCGAAAACGGCCCCAGUGACGUCACUAUAACCGGCAUCGCCGGUCAAGGGGCGGCUCAAAUGGCAGACCAUUUGUAGAGGGGAAAUAAAACUCCUAUCAAUUCCGCACGAGCCCGCAUUCAAAAAGGUGGGUAAAUGUACAAAAAUUGUCUUUAAAGAUUUUUGAGUUUUUACAGAAACGGCUGCCCGGACUGGCUGCUGUUGGUGUAAUUUGGAUCCAGGGGCUGAAAAAGUUGACGGACAACAUGAGCCUGGCGUGUGGUGACAUAGUGAGAUUGAUACGCGCCUGUUGCAUUUCGGUUCACUAAUCGGAUGAUAUUUUGACACGGUCGGGUCUGAAUAAUGUCGAACCUGAAAUUUUAUUUGCCCCUUUUGCUCCUAUAGUAUUUGCUGUGUGACAUGUUCCCGUCCUCUUCCCCAACGGUGCCGAAGCUUCCGGACUUCAAACCUCUCAUGGAUCCCAGUUCUCACUUCGAACAUUGCAUAAGUAUUUGGACAGAUACGAGAGGAUCACAUCCCUCCCGUUUAAGAGAGGCAAAUGUUAUUUAUAGAAUAGCUUUACUUGAGACCUUGCCGGUUGAAGUUAGGACUGAACUUAUUUAAGACCCUGACCUCAUGAAAGGGGGAGAUAGCUUUUUUAAUUGUCAUGUGUCACACCAUUUGAAACUUUUUGUCGACAGAAAACACAAAUCAUCAGAUGAGGUAAAGGACAUGCAGGAACAACUUUUGAAGCUACAAUUGGCCCAGGCCCGUAAAGUGGCCAUUAAAAAUAAAUAAAUAAAUAAAUAAAAAUGGAAGCAGAAAAACAGAUGUGGAUGGCGCAGGGGUCAACGAGGAGACGAGGCGGGAGUCGUGACAGAGGACACCAACGGAGGCAGAGGAAGCCCUUGCCGACCUCCAACGGACCAAGCGUGCUUCAAUUGUGUGGAACCCGGAGAGGCCACACCUCAAAGAGGAGGCUACAAAGCUUCAUGAGGGAGAGGUGGGCGCGUCCCGGCAACAGCAUCCGCAGCAGGCUCCACAGCAACAAGAGCCAUCUCGCCAGUACUACUGCAAUGAGGACUGGUCCGAAUGCCCAAUGAGCCCGGAGCCAGGGGACGGAGGAAAGACAGAGCCUCUGAACCCCGCUAAGGGAAGACAACCACCUGAAUGAGCUGUGCAGGGGUGCCCAUGAGUCUGCCGAUUACAACACCAUUAAAGACUGAAAUUGCUGGACAGACACAUGAACAUCAGUUUGUCUUCAUGAAAAGAGGGGCUCCAGUGAACCUGAUGGGCAGAGAUCUGCUUAUCAAGACCAAGGCUACCAUCCUUUGUAGCCCAGAUGGACUGACGAUACGGGUCCCCGAUGGGACCAUGAUGAACUGUGGAAGAAGUUAUCCUCCGGAUGGAACAUGAUACAACAUGAACUUCCGGAAGCAAAUGCUGACAUAUAUUGGGCCCGACUAAAACCUGAAACAAAGGAGGGAGGCGGCGUUUACUCGGCCUUCCUGCGGUGGAAGGCCUGGAUCGACUCUCUUGCCCCAUAUCGUCCUCCAAUUGAUCCUCUCCAUCUCACACUGUUGUAUGAUAAAAAUGAUGAUUUGGUUUACAGAGAAGCGUUUGAGCCAAUACAGGGGGAAAAUGGGAUGCUCAAUAAGUAAAAGUAUUUACAUAAGGAAGCAAGGUGUGGCAGCGGCCUCCACCUUGACGCCAGAGCAGAGUGAGUGGUUUAUGAUGAGUUUGACAUCUUUUCCACACUUUUUCACUUUCACUAGGUCAUAAAGCUUGAGAACUGGGACCCAUGGUGAGAAAAUGCCAAUUGGCAAAUGAUUGGCAACAAGAUCAAAUACCCAAUGUGUUGUACUCUCCCAGUACUGAAUGUUUUUGUAUUUAAGGUACCAUGGUGGACGGAGGGGUGUUGGAGCAUGUGACUUUAGCGCGAUUCCAUGGCAGAGAACUCUCGGGCCAUGAGGACGCCGCACAGCUGUUGAGCUCGCUGCCGGACUCAUUGUGGUCCGAGGGUCCUGCAGACGGGGGUCUAUGUACAUCCGUGACUCCGGUAACAUUCGAGGUAAACCCGACUGCUUUUGUUAACGUGCCGUAGUAUACUUGUAAACAAGAGGCCAUAGAAGAUAUCGCGGAAACCCAAAUUCUGAAAUCCCAAUGCUUUGGUCCAUAAAUGAUGUUAUGAAACCCUCCGCUCAAGCUGCAGAACUGCUGGCCAGGUGCGGGGCACUAGAGUUAUCUGAAGGUCAGAGUGUUACUAUUUAUUAAUGGUGCUGAAAAAAGUAGCAGGCUAAUAAAUGGAUGCUGAAGGAAAAUAUGUUGUUAAACGAGAUCAGUUAAUUGACUUUCUCCCUGCAGUAACAGUUGAUGUGGUGCGCAACCUCCAGGAGGCGGCGCCGAAGGAAGACAAGUGUAAGUGGCAAGAGACAGGUGCUGAGUAUGAUGACAAGGAGAACCUAGGAGACUGAUGUUACCUACAGGAAAGUUAUGUGUCAAUGCUGAAGAAGCUGCGCUUUUGGUGGCACCCUUAUCUUCUGUGUAAGGUAAAAGAUUUUUGUGUUUUUUGUGAUAUAUGUCAAGAUAUCAGUGUUUGCCCUACAACGAAGAGGGAAUUGCAACACACUGAGAUGGGCCGAGGCCUGAAUUUAUGUGGUGGUAAUGGACUGAACCGGCAAUGGUAGUCCCAGUCCAAAGCGUAAGGUACUUAUUAAUAAUUGUCGGCACUUUUUCUGGAUGGCCCAAAGGCUAUCCUUGUGCAAAAGAAAACGUGCCGUCUGUCGACAAAGCGCUGGUUAACCAUUAUAUUCCGACGUAUGAGCUUCCACGAGUAAUCAGAUCGGACAAGUGAUUCUACUUGUCCCAAACAUGUCCUGCGCAGGCCUCUAUUGUGAAAAAAAAACGUGGACUAAGUGUGAAUGGUAUAAAUAUUCGGUGCGAUACGUUUUAUAAAUUGUGUACACAAUAUAAAGCAAACCUUAGAACUUUGAUGAAUAAAAUUAUAUGACUAUAUAUGUAAAAAGGUAUAAAGCGCUUCAAAGGGUACCCAUUAUAUUUAUUAACUAAAUAAAUAAGGCAUACAUAUUGUAUGUAUAAAUAGGUAUGCAUAUGAUAUUCUGGAAGAUAAAUUAAAUAAUAGAUAAAUUAAGACGUGUGCCGGACGGAUGUGAUCAAGCAAGAGUGGUAUCGUGACUUUCUAUUUCCGGGUCAGCAGAGCGGACCAGAGCGGCUCUGCGUGCCUGGGAUAAAAGCCUGACAACAGUACGGGAGGUUUGUGGUCUAAGAAAACGCUUCGGAGUUUGAAUAAAUGACGUGCAAGUUGCUAUCUGAGCUGGUGAAUGGGAUUUGAUAUAUAUUGCUUAGAGAGGGGGCGGCACGGUGGACGACUGGUUGGAGCGUCGGCCUCACAGUUCUGAGGACCCGGGUUCGGUCCCCGGCCCCGCCUGUGUGAAGUUUGCGUGUUCUCCCCGUGCCUGCGUGGGUUUUCUCCAGGCACUCCGGUUUCCUCCCACAUCCCAAUAACAUGCAUGGUAGGUUAAUUGGAGACUCUAAAUUACCCGUAAGUGUGAAUGUGAGUGCGAAGGGUUGUUUGUUUGGAUGUGCCCUGCGAUUGGCUGGCAACCAGUCCAGGGUGUACCCCGCCUCCUGCCCGAUGAUAGCUGGGAUAGGCCCCAGCACGCCCGCGACCCUAGUGAGGAGAAGCGGCUCAGAAAAUGGAUGAGUGCUUAAAAGAGCACUUGAAGUGAAGGUGCACCAAAUGGUUUAUGAAAGGUCACAGGGGUCCUCAGCUGGGGGGGGGGCAGCUUUACGACGGGCGUGUGUGAGUUUUCUGAGUUUAUGGUAUUGCAAGGGCCAGGGAGAUUUACAAUAGGAUCGUUUAAUUAAUGCAUUGUAUAGAAGCCUGGUCUGUAGAGGUUUAGGUGUUAUGGUUCAACCAAUAAGUGUGCUGUGUUCAGUUUUGUCUGUGUGGUGUAUGUGAGAGGACAUUCACUCCUGGGUCCAGGUUAAUGUUAUUGUCUGUGAAGUCUCGAUUGUCAUGUCAUGUUAAUUGUUUAUGUUUUGUGUUUAAUGUUUGUGUCGUCUUAAUUAAAAGCAGAAAUGGAGCACUACUGAGCUGGCUGACAGGAGUAGUGAACGAUGUGAUCACGUGAAAGAGACUAUAGACCUUUAGUUACCAAUGAAUAACGGUCUACAGACUGUUGAAAGACUGAUUUGUUGAAAUAACAUUAUUUUACAGGACGCCCAGGAGGAUGGAGCUUGAUAGUUUUAUUGUUGUAUUGCAGGAUGUUGGUGUGCUGACUUAACGCUGAUUUUAUGUGAUUCUUGGUUUAUUGACAUUAACACUUUUGUGAGACAAAUUAACAAUUGGUUGGGGAAUAAUAUCAAUGUUGGGUGACAAUUGCCAACUUGUCCCUUCUCUGGAGUAUGUAUACAGGAAUUAUGUAGUCCAUCGCUUUGGCACGGGUAUCUUUUGCAGAGUUGUGAUUAAUUUAUAUAAGGGUUUGUUUGCAGGUCUGGUCAGGGGCCUCUCCGACGAAGGAGACGACCUGCUUGUUUGUGUAUGGUGUUGUGUGUGGGUACUGUGUUUUGGUGUUAAAUUAGUCAUUUAACAAAGGGGGAAAUAUGUACAUCCUGUAUGUCUGGUCAAAGAAGGUUAUAAUCAUGACUCUGGUGAUCUCCCUGAUUACAGUUACAGGAAUCUAUGUUGGAAUGCCUUCAAUACAAGGAGAAAGAGUAACAAAGAGGGCCAUGAAGCCAGCAGGGGCCCUAGAAUUGAACUACACAUUGGGGGAAAAGACGGUAUACCAAUUUGAAUUGUGUAAGGUGAUAAAUUGUGCACGCUGGGGCGACCCGACGGGAUAUAAUAUUUACUUGUGCGCUUUGAGUACAGAAUAUAGGGGAGCUGGCCGGUAUCCGGUGAACCAUAGGGUCAAAGCGAACGAGCAGGUGAAUUUGUGUUACAGUUGGAAGCAAGUGAUUAUCCACUCGAAACCGGGAUACUGGGAGCCGACGAGGAUUAGAAAUUGGCGGUGGAAGGACAAGAUCAAAUUGGAAAGACUGAUGACUAAUGACAACCUGGAGGGUGAGUGCCAGCACUGGGAUCAAGUUUAUCCUCUGACUAAGGUGAAAGGCGCUCCCCUGUACGAUGUCGAUAUGGUUCCAUCCCUUCCCUGUAUCACACAAAAUAAGAGUAAGGUAACUUUGGGCCCAAAUAACAAACGUUCCCGAUCAAUGGGCCACCUAGAUCCACAGUUUUGUAAUUUCACGCUGUUUAUUGAUUAUUAUGAUGCGGCCCGAUUAAGUAAGAUGAGGUCUGAUUUGUGGUGGAUGUGUGGGGAUGGUCUUUUGUGGGACUUCCUGCCCGGGGAAUGGACAGGCACUUGUGCAUUGGUCUCUAUGAUAGCUCCCACAGUGAUUAAGCCCCUCUCUGAGCAGGAAAUCACUCAAAUGGCGGAUUUCACAUGGGAGCGAGACUGGUGGGGUAGCUUGAACCGUUUCCGCCGUAUGGUCAGUGGCUUCAACGUGGGCGGAAAUGCUUGGGAAGAAGGUGAAGACCCCACCUACCUGGAUGCCAUUGGGAUCCCCAGAGGUGUCCCGGAUGAGUAUAAAGCUCGCUGUCAAAUUUCCGCAGGUCUUGAGAGUAUUUUUAUAUGGGUAACUCCGAAUAAAAAUGUUGAUUUCAUAAAUUACCAUCAUUACCAAAUUCAAAGAUUGGUGAAUUUCACCUCCCAACUAGCGGAGGACAUCCAUGAGCAACUAUCAGCUACAUCUCUCAUGGCAUUCCAAAAUAGGUUGGUCCUGGAUAGUAUGCUAGCGGAAGAAGGGGGUGCCUGCUCUCGAAUUAAAGGACAUUGUUGUACAAUUAUCCCCAAUAAUACGGCGCCAAACGGAAAGAUCACCAGAGCCAUGAAAGGUUUGCGAGCCAUGUCUGUUAAACUUAAAUCAAUGUCUGGAGUGGAGGACAACCCAUUCUAUAGCCUGCUUAAUAGGAUGUUUGGUAAAUGGAGGGGUUUCAUACUGACUUUGGCGACUACCAGCAUAAUUGUCAUGGCCGUGCUUGCUAUUUGUGGAUGUUGUAUUAUCCCUUGUCUCAGGAACCUGGUUCUCAGAAUUGUCCUCAAGGCCUUUGUGGGUAAGGACCCCUACGGCCAAUAUCAGCUGCUGUCCCUGGACGAGGACAGGGUGGCCAUGGAAUCGCUCGCUCCAUUGAACGAUACCGGUGUAUCCUCUCUUUAAAGUUUUAAAAUUUUAAAAGUUUUGUUUUGCUGUGCUUAGAUUAGGUUUAUUGAGUAUUGUAGUGAAAACGGUAGUAGGUAUACGGGUUGUUGAUCUUCUGAUUAUCAGAAGAUCAACUUGGGGGAUUGAAGGGAAUAUAGAAUACUUUAUAUUCUAAUGUGUAAUUCUAACUAGUCUGGAAGAGAAUGUGUAUUGGAGUAUAGAGGUAUUGGCCCCACCGGGGGGUAUUUGGAGACACCUCUCAAGGAAGAAAGGAACUGCGGGGAGCCACUAUAAACAUUGAAUGCAGGAAUGUGAGCCGACACCUACAGGCGACACCUGGAACAGAGGUCUGGAGCCAGAUCAGAUGAUCCGCAGAACAACGAUGACGUCGGAUUACGGACCAAUCAGAAGACAGCGAUUCCAUACUGGCCUGUUUGAAACAUUGUAUAAAAUCUGGGGUAGAGUCAGAUAGUUUUUGUUCGACUACUUUAUCUGCUCAGGAUAAGAUAAGGAUAGUUACGAACCCAGAGCUCUGCAAAUGUAUAGACUCCUCUGUCAGGAAUAAAUUGGUUGGUUUUGAUA
Messenger RNA from Phyllopteryx taeniolatus (common seadragon), 8135 nucleotides. RefSeq lists its product as uncharacterized. The coding region runs from base 5958 to 7571 and encodes 537 amino acids. The transcript is spliced from 2 exons. The record is from RefSeq and is a predicted model, not a curated record. Lineage: Eukaryota; Metazoa; Chordata; Actinopteri; Syngnathiformes; Syngnathidae.